AUGGUCUGUGAACCGGCCGCUGCACCGAAUACAAACUGGUUGCAGACCAUCCGCGACCCCGACAAUGCGAAUCUAGACAUUGUUGCAGUUCAUGGCAUGAACGUGAGCGGUGCCAACGGCCACUCCGAGAACACUUGGACGGAGAGAGAGUCGGGAACACACUGGUUAAAAGAUCUCCUGCCUGAAGUUCUCCCGACGUCUGCUGCUGGCAUAAAGGAGCAGGCUCUCAACCUGUUACAUUGCCUUCACUCGAAGAGGAAUGGAGCGCUGGAAACCCGACCCAUCAUUUUUAUUGCCCACAGCAUGGGUGGAAUCCUUGUUAAAGAGGCCUUGGCAAUUUCUUUCCACGAUAGCCAGCUCUACUCAAUGCUUUGGAUUUUCACGUACAGCAUAGUCUUUUUCGGUGUUCCUCACAGGGGAUCCAGGCACGCUGCGUGGGGAAAGAUGGCUGCACGAAUGGUGCAACUAUUUACCGGGCGACCUAACGAGAACUUCCUCAGCAGCGUGGAAGAAGGCUCUAGCUACAAUGCCGAUCUCAGUGAAAGAUUCGGCGCUUUGAUUGACGCAUUCAAGUAUUUUAGCAUAUGUGAGACAUUACCAGAUCACAGUCACAUCGAGAUUGGUCUUAUUGUCGAAAUGGACAGCGCAACUCUGGAUCUUCCCGACUCGCAAGAGGUCAAGCUAUAUCCUAAUCGCACUCACAAGAUACCUCCAAGUCCAUAUUCUCUUCAGCAAUCCGUCCUUCAAGGACAACUCGUUCUUGCUACUAGUGAAAGGCUGUUUGGCGAGCUACGUAUUGAAGAUGAUACGCUCAGAAAUGGAUUUGAGGGGAUUAUUGCUUGGGCUUUUUCCUUUCUCGAAAUGUUGUUCACCUAUGGGAUUACCCUUUAUCUUUCCUCUCGUCUCUUCCUUCCGCGCGCAAGUACUAUUAUGGAAAAUGCAGACCGUGCACGGCAGACUCAAGAACGCAUUAUUGAGUUCGGACAGCAAGCCAUUGAGAAGCUUGACUCCAAUAGGCGCGGUGUACUAGAAUCUAUCAUCAGGCUUCAGUCACCCUUGACGCAGGGAGAGCUGCCGCCAAAUGGGCUGCUACUUGAACUUUCCCAGCAAGUCAAGCAAACUAUCAGUGAAAUGGAGAGGCUAUCCCGCGCGAUGCCAGAAGAAAUAAGGAGACUAAGAAGAAUUGAAGAUGGCCAGAGAGAGGCGCAAGGCAUGGACGAUCGACAGCUCUUGGAGAUGGUUGGCAGUAGUUGGAAAAUCGGCCAGCUUUUUAAUGCUAAGAUGGUGUUAUAUCACUAG
Trichoderma asperellum CBS 433.97 is the source of this 1299-nucleotide messenger RNA. The record is from RefSeq and is a predicted model, not a curated record. NCBI's taxonomy places the organism in Eukaryota, Fungi, Ascomycota, Sordariomycetes, Hypocreales, Hypocreaceae.